This is a messenger RNA of Fusarium sp. VM40, 855 nucleotides long. The record is from the annotation of a GenBank genome assembly. Lineage: Eukaryota; Fungi; Ascomycota; Sordariomycetes; Hypocreales; Nectriaceae.
AUGAUGUCUCACGACAAUUCCAUCGAGUGCUUGCCAAAUGAAAUUCUUACCUCUAUUUUAUCCCUCCUCUUGACCAAGGAAUUGCUCUCUAUCACCUCUGUUAACCGCCGCAUUUACUACCUAGCCACUCGUCUCCUCCACCAACGCCUCAUCCAAGCUGCCCCUCUUCCCGAUAACAAACUCAUCCUGGAGUGUUAUCACCCAAGUGACCAGCUGUACACUCCCUACUUAGCAUGUCGCUACCAGCAUACUCUGGCUCGGGAUGGUCCUCCUGUCUAUGAAGACGCCCCUGAGCUGGCUGAUCUGCGGCGCCUAUAUGCUUCUUUCAAACCAGUCUUCGCGCCAGAGAAUCGAACUGCCAGAAGGGGUCGGAGACGUCGUACUGAAGCGCAACCCUCUGACAAUGUUGAGGAUGACACUGCUACCCAGGACAUAAAUCUCGACGACGGAGAGUUGUUCUCUCAGUUAUGUGCUGUGACCAAUCUCGUCAAAGAGGGCCGAAGAAGUGGAUUGUUUAUAAGCCACGUUAAUAUCGUUGACGGAGUGGUGCGUGUUUUUAGGAAAUGGCUUGCUGAGAUGGCCAGUAAGCGACGCCCAUCUUAUGCCAAUUCAGAAAACAUCAUCUGGGUUGGAAAGCACAAUAAUGUCGGGUUACGAUUCAGCGUUGCCCCUGCGCCAUCAGAGACAAUGCCUCUUAUCUCGGGGCCGGGAGAUGACCUUCCAGUUCACUACAAGCUGAUAUAUGAAGAAUUGCUUGUCAGGGCGAGUAGUCUUCUCAACGCCGUGGAGCAAUCUAAUGUGCAAGAAACUGGAGGCUCAGGCAAGACCCUAGUGAUUCACGGAGCUGCUAUGUAG